AUUCUCAGGGUGAAUCUGAAGCUGGCUAUUGCGCCCCUCAGUGUCCAGUAAGCGGCAGGUGAUACACAGGUGAAUUCCGUGACGUCAUGCAGGAAGUGGGCCACGGAAGGUUGUGGGGUUUUUCUGAACAGUAGCUCGACAACUGUGGAUAUUUGAUUCGAAGUGGAACAUCUGAUCUAACGAAGAGAUGUGCACGUUUGAUAAGGACAAAGGGCCAAGAAGGCUGAUGAAAAAUGGGCUAGUUCUCAUCCUGGUUGGCCAUGUUAACUUCAUCUUUGGAGCUAUCGUCCAUGGGAAUGUCCUCCGCCACAUUUCCAAACCCAGCCAGCAUAUCACCACUGAAUACACUGUCGCUAAUAUCAUCUCUGUCACCUCUGGCCUGCUGAGCAUUGCUGCUGGAAUUAUUGCCAUUGUGGUGUCAAAUAACCUUCGUGUGUUAAAGCUGCAAAUAGGACUUCUAGCUGUGUCAUUCCUGAACGCCCUGCUCUCCGCAGCGUGCAGCACUGGGUUCCUCUUGGCAAUUAGUGUCACUGUUGCUCAUAAUGGGCAGGGUUUGAUGAAGGGAUGCAAUGACACACAGGUGCCCAUCAGUGCUCGGUCACCUGUUAGUGCCCAGUGCCCAUUUGACACAACACGAAUCUAUGACACCACUCUGGCACUCUGGGUUCCCUGUGCUGUGUUGGCAGCGGCUGAGGCUGGACUGUCUGUCUGGUGCUUCAUCUUUGGAUUGGCUUUGAGGGGGCUGGCACCUUGUGGGAACAGCUACAUCAAAGACCAGUUGGAGGAAGAGGCCGCGUGCUCUGCCCACAGCCAACAUCUGAUUGAACAGCACUUGAACCCUGAUGCAUAACUGGACAAAAAACAGGAGCCUUUGUGUAGGCGAGCACAACUAAAAGAUAUUACAGCAGCAGUAUGCAGACUAGUAAUUUGCUCAGCAGGUUGUCACUGUGAAGCAGAAGGGGAAUCAGUUUGAAGAGACGGAUUCAUAUUACUAAAGACUCAGAUGAUGACUGAUUCAUUUAUGCACUAAACAGUUUGUCUUUUAUGUAAAACUUAGAUUUAAUUAGACUCGGUUAGAAGGGUAAGGCAGUGUAUAUGUACCUAAUGAAACCUGUCAAUGGUAAAUACAACAGAUAUUCACUGUGCAUAUCAGUGAUUUUUUUGAGUUAUCAGUAUCUGUUUGGCUUCACUAGAUCCAAACAUGUCAUGCUAAGCAUCCUAAAGCUUUGUUUAUAAAGAA
Molecule: messenger RNA, 1240 nt
Organism: Monopterus albus (swamp eel)
Lineage: Eukaryota; Metazoa; Chordata; Actinopteri; Synbranchiformes; Synbranchidae
Gene: krtcap3
Product: keratinocyte associated protein 3
Exons: 6
Coding region: 188-850 (220 amino acids)
Source: RefSeq, a predicted model, not a curated record